GUAGGGGUCAAUAUCAUAACCGUAAUUGGCGGGUCGUACAAAACGAAGAAGAUAAAACAAAGAGCAUUCAUGGGGACGUUGGCUAUAAUGUGAAAGUUAAGACAAGCAAAAGAAUGGAAGUGAACAAUUUAUGAAACAAACAACAGGGAAAGUUCCAUUUUUUCGAUUAAAACGCUAUCAAACGGAUUACUCAACAUUAAAAGGGCUUGUUUCAGCUUUGUAAUUGCCUCCUCCCACUAUAAUAGUGGAACUUUUUUUUUUGUCAAACUUUGCCUUUAUACUAUGUACAUUCCUUAUAAACUAGAAAAAUUGAACACAGGAAUUAUAUCGCAAAAAGUAUAGGACAAGAUUUUAUUGUAGUCCAAUAUUAUGAGGCACGUCAAUGGUCAUCAAGUUGAUUCAACGAUCGAUAUAGGGACUAAGCCAGUAAAUUUCGCAGGUGGGCUAGAAUUCUCUGGCCUGACAUACACCGUGAUGAAACAGAUAAAAGAUACAGAUGGCAGAUGGAUGAAUCAAGAAGUGGACUUGUUGCACCAGAUAACUGGCUAUGCACCAAAAGGUUGUGUAACUGCAGUUAUGGGACCAAGUGGUGCUGGAAAAUCAACAUUCUUAGAUGGUUUAGCUGGUAGAAUUUUGAGUCUUCGAGGCAGAGUUUCUGUUGAUGGAAUGGAAAUGACACCAAGUUUUGUUAAGAGAACCUCUUCUUAUAUCAUGCAAGAUGAUAGGCUUUUCCCAAUGCUAACUGUUUAUGAGACAUUGUUGUUUGCUGCUGAUCUUAGACUCGGGCCAAUUCCAAUGACCGAUAAAAGAAAGCGCGUUGAGAAGCUAAUCGAGCAACUUGGUUUAUCUUCGGCUAGGAAUACUUACAUAGGUGAUGAAGGGACCCGAGGAGUAUCUGGUGGUGAACGUCGUAGGGUGUCAAUAGGAGUGGACAUCAUGCAUGGACCAUCAUUGUUGUUCUUGGAUGAGCCUACUUCAGGUCUUGAUUCCACUAGUGCUCAUAGUGUGAUUGACAAGGUGCAUGCCAUCGCCCGAGCUGGUAGCACUGUAAUCCUAAUAAUUCAUCAACCUUCAUCUCGGAUCCAAUUGCUUCUUGACCAUCUCAUUAUUUUAGCUCGCGGACAGCUCAUGUAUCAAGGAUCUCCGAUUGAUGUUGUUGAACAUCUUGGUAGAAUGGGGAGAAAAGUACCAAAGGGAGAAAGUUCAAUAGAGUAUUUGAUUGAUGUGAUUCAAGAAUAUGAUCAAUCUGAGCUUGGAGUUGAAGCAUUAGCUGCAUUUGCACUUACUGGAAUGAAACCUCCAACACUUGGUGAAAAUGAGAUGUCAAUUGUCCCUCUAUCACCAUCACACGCGUCUAACAGAUGCCUUCAUUUGCAAACAAAUGCGAAAAAGGACCAAGAUUUUGAUCAUAGUCUGAGAAGUCCCUGGAAUUCAUCUAAGUCUUGGAGCGCUAGCCACAGUGGAGUUCUUCAAACACUAGGUUUUUCACCUGCUAGACAACGUGUGGAUCAUAGAAACCAAAUUCCGAUAAGGUAAAACAUUCAUUUCUAUAUAUGUCAAGGCAUGAGCUGUUCAAAUUCUUAGAUCAGGAUGUUAAAGUGUUCUACAUUGGCUGAGGGAACAGAUUGUUAUCUCUUUAUCUAGUCUCGGACAAUUCUCACCAGAUGAGAAGUUUUGAAGUUGAGUUAGACCUAAUGUCAAUUUUAUUAACAUGGUAUCAGAGUCAGACCCAUCCCUAUUAUUGGCCAA
Molecule: messenger RNA, 1749 nt
Organism: Lycium ferocissimum
Lineage: Eukaryota; Viridiplantae; Streptophyta; Magnoliopsida; Solanales; Solanaceae
Product: ABC transporter G family member STR2-like
Exons: 3
Coding region: 370-1536 (388 amino acids)
Molecular function (GO): ATP binding; ATP hydrolysis activity
Source: RefSeq, a predicted model, not a curated record